This is a messenger RNA of Engraulis encrasicolus (European anchovy), 3978 nucleotides long. RefSeq names its product zinc finger protein ZFP2-like. Gene Ontology annotation, molecular function: DNA-binding transcription factor activity, RNA polymerase II-specific; RNA polymerase II transcription regulatory region sequence-specific DNA binding. The coding region runs from base 199 to 2271 and encodes 690 amino acids. Gene Ontology annotation, cellular component: nucleus. Gene Ontology annotation, biological process: regulation of transcription by RNA polymerase II. The record is from RefSeq and is a predicted model, not a curated record. The transcript has 6 exons. NCBI's taxonomy places the organism in Eukaryota, Metazoa, Chordata, Actinopteri, Clupeiformes, Engraulidae.
UGUAUUUGAAAUGUUUUGCCUAGAGUUGUAAUGUUUUGGCUUUGGUUGUCCCUUUCAAAGUGAACCACAUAUCACUAUCUGCGCGUAAACGUCGCGUGUUAACAUUUGAUAGUCAUUCAUGGAAGACCAGGGUCAUUUCUAAAGGUGAACGUGAUACAUUGCAGAAAGCAGUUGUGUGGUCGUGGAUAGUCUUUAAGCAUGGAUUCGGAAUGUAAUUCGCUGCUCUUCAAGUCAAGGUUGCAAGAAAAUGAAGUUCAUUUGCAGCAGUUACUGGAGUAUGAAGAACAAGUGUGCCAAUGCCAGACCCUGAGACUGCAGGUAGAAGAUCUCCAGAAGAGACUUGAGGAGAAGGACAACAAACUCACUGAGGCUAACAAGCAGAUCAGUGCACUGAUUGAUGAGGUGCAGACACUGCAGCAACAGCUGGAGCAGCACAGACGGAAGUACAGAGAUGACGACACAAUUGGACAGAGACGUCAGCAAGGUCGGCGUGCAAGAGGAAAUGACAUCACUGCAUUGGGUUGUGAGAUCCCACCAAACGUCUUCCUGUCCUGUACGUCUGGAGACGACCCAACAGUCACUCCAACAUCACCACAGGAACUGACAUCACCACAGGAACCGGAGGACGACUCAGCAGAUUUUCCAGCGUCUCCUGCUGCUGAGGAUGAUGAUGCUGAGGAUGAUGAUGAUGCUGCUGCUGAUGAUGAUGAUGCACUGACAUCACCACGGCAACUGAAACUGCCUCUGCUGUCAGUGAAGCUGCAAGACUGCCGUGAACUGCUGGGGCCUGGCGGAGUUUAUGUUAUCCAACCGGUAGAGGACGACGAUCAGGACAUCAGCGAUGAGGAUUACGAUGAUGGCUACAAAGGUUAUCAGGACGACGACAGUGACUUUGACCCAACAGAUCCUAGCUUUGAGGAGCCUGAACCUGCAAGGGAUCAGACGAAGCUGAAGACAAGAGUCAGGAGAGUCAAGAAAGCGAAGGCCAAAGAGUAUCACAAACGUUACGCAUGCACAGAAUGUGGAAAGACAUUUUCAUUUCCAAGCAAACUGGCUCGUCACCAACUAGGCAAAACUGCUGCUGCUGCUGCUGCUGCUGCAUGUAAAAAUGCAUCCACUGAAACUACACACGAAAGUCAGUCAACCGACUCGCCCAACGCUGAAACUGACGUCUGUGGGAAGAUCAAAGUUCACAAAAGACUGCACACAAAUGAAAUGCCUUACACCUGCAAAAUUUGUGACAAAACUUUCAAGCUGUUAUGUGGACUCCUCCAACACAAGAAACAGCAUUCAGAGAUGACAGGUGAAAAGCCCAUCAAAGAAAAAAAGAGAAAAAAGGACACAGGAGUGCACAAGUGCUCCGUUUGCGCCAAGGAAUUCAUCCGUUCAUCAAAAUUAAAAAGACAUGUUAGACAAGUACAUUCAAAAGAUAAAGCCUUCGCUUGUGGCCAGUGCCCGAAGGAAUUCUCCAGUUCAUCAUGCUUAAAAAAACAUUUCAGAACAGUACAUUCAGGAGAGAAACCCUUCCUUUGUAGCCAGUGCCCCAAGAGAUUCCCAAAUCCUUCGGGUUUGAAAGCUCACGAAGCCCUCCAUUCGGAUGCGAGACCUUUUGAGUGUCCGGUGUGUGGAAAGGCAUUCAAAACAAAAUGUACCCUUAAAAAUCACGAGACGACGCACACUGGACUGAAGCCGAUUGUCUGCACGUACUGCAACAAGACUUUCAGACUUAAAAAGCAGCUUCUUUUACACGUAAGAAGACACACGGGAGAGAAGCCCUACAAGUGUUCGUUCUGCGACAGCUGUUUUGUCAGUUUGGCUGAGCUAAAAGAUCAUCUACGUCGACACACAGGCGAGAGGCCUUACCUCUGUGCCAUUUGCGGGAAGAGCUUCAGUCAACCUCACAUUCUGAGGACCCAUCAGAUCGUUCACACUGGAGAGAAACGCUACCAGUGCACCGUCUGUGGAGAGAAAUUUGCCUACCUGCAGCCCUUGUAUGAUCAUGAGAAGAAGAUGCACAAUAUUGUUUCCUACCCGUGUCAAGUUUGUGGGAAGAACUUUAAAUCAGAUCGAGGAUUAAAAGGGCACGGCUGUUUUCAAGGUCCGAAUAGGACUCAAUUAAAUAACAACAAGGAGGUUCAAGCUGCAAAGUACUUUUCGGGGGUGGAAGCAGAAAGGUGCAUCGAGGGGGUUAAAGUAGCUCAAAACAAUGACGAGGUUGAAGCAGCAAGGUACAUCCCAGACGUGGAGAUGUAUGAUGAAGAAAUGACCUGAAGUGUAGGGGUGGGCGAUAUGACUAUAUUAAAUCGUGUAUCGUGAAAUUGAGUCGAAAAUCGUCAAGAAUCUGCCAAAGUGGAGAAAUCGUAUAGCCUUGCAGUGAGGAUGUUUGCUAUCAGUAUCACAGUGAUGUCUAAUUAUUUAGCGUUAAUGUCUUCACUUUAAUUCUCUUCAUCGUUGUAUUUCACUGUGUUUACAUUUAAUCCAUCGCUAGUUACAACUUGCAAGUAAAAGGUCUGUUUUUGGGGUGUUUUUCUUGUUUUUUUGCUUUCAUUUUUUUCUAUGGAAGAUCUAGAUUGAAAGACAAAACAUUGAGGAGGUUGAAGCAGCAAGGUACAUCCCAGAUGUGGAGAUGUAUGAUGAAGAAAUGACCUAAAAUGACCUGAAGGGCUGUGUGCAUGAUGACACACAGCCCUCCCCUUGUAAUGUGUCUCCAGUCGAAUAGGCUAUCGAACUAUCGAAGAAAUCGAAGGAUGGCAAAUGUGGCAUGUAGGCAUCCUAUUUUUGCAUUAUGUUGGUGAAAAAGCUUUUUUGUUUAUUCUGAAACAUGUCCACUCCCAGCUGAAUUUAAAACCAUGCAUGAUUCGUCACUAGCUACAAUUUGUCCGGGUGAAUUACGCAAGGUGAAAUGUAAUUUAGCCAAGAUGCUGCUGUGACAGAGGUCUUCCUGCACCUGUUCGUUCCCCUCAGGGCGCAAACCUGUGACCUCAUCAACUAUAUCGGGUUGGAAAUGGGAGGCACAGUACGAUACCGCUAGACUAAAGGACCAGUCCCUCAGCUCAACGGCAUCGACACUGUAUGAGGCUAUUGUGAGGAAGGUUUACUAACGUAAACGUAACGCUAAACUGCCAGACGUUUUUGUUGUUGAAAUUACAACUGUACAAUUGUAACUACAAUGUUUGUAGAUAUCCUGCUGACAAACAGACAGACAGACAAACAUGCCAAAACGAUUGUGAACGGAUUUUGAUUAAAUUUUGUUUAGCUGUUGGAAAUGACAAAAGGAACAAGUGAUUACAUUUUGGGGGUGAUCUGCAUCACAAUAGAAUAGAAUAGAAUAGAAAGCCUUUAUUGUCAGUAUACAAAGUAUACUGAGAUUUUAGCUUCCCUACGAAGUGCACAGUCCUUUAUAGAUGAGCAUUGUCCAGUAAGUGUGUGUUCAUUGUUGUAACAGCUUUGGGGAAGAAGCUGUUCUUCAUCCUAUUGGUUCUGGCUGGCAAUGCCUUGUAGCGCCUGCCAGAGGGCAAUAGUGUGAAGAGAUGAAAGCCAGGAUGUGUGGGAUCUUUAAUGAUACUCCUGGCUCUACUUACGCAGCGUGAGUUGUAGAUGGUGGGUAUGGGAGGCAGGGGGCAGCCUAUGAUUUUUUUGUGCUGUUUUGGUCACCCUCUGCAGUCUCUUCCUGUCAGCCUCAGUGCAACUUGAGUGCCACACUGACACUGCGAAUCAGGAUCCAGGAAUUUUUAAAAAAUAUUCUUCACCAUUGCCGGAAGACUUGAAAGAAUUGGGGUGUAACAUAGACAUGUAACAAAACUAUCACCCAGCUUCUUUGGUGGAGGUCUGCACUUUUCUAGUUCUUUUAUAUCAUCGUUUUGCUAGGCCUAUAUUAUUGUCAUUGGUAUAUUAUUACAUUAUUAAUAUGAAUGCGUUUAAAUUCUUUUUUUUUCACUUUUUCCUACUGAAGUUUUAAUUUGAUAUUUUACAGGUUAU